AUGCUCACUUUGCUCAAACUGUCCAAUUCAAAUCGAAGAAUUUCUCUGCGGCCUGCCGCAUUCAAUCUCGAUGAAUUCAUAGACUCCCUGGCUAAUGAUCGGUAUCAAGGGACCAGAUAUGUGGACCUUAAGGAGCAAGAUAUGAUCACUUUAUGCCAAAUGACAAAACAUAUUAUUAUGAGUCAAUCUAUUCUGUUGGAAAUAGAGGGUCCAAUCAAAGUUUGUGGUGAUAUCCACGGUCAGUAUCGAGAUUUACUUAGGCUCUUUGAAAUGUGUGGCAAACCUGAAAAUGGCAAUUUCCUCUUUUUGGGAGACUAUGUUGAUAGAGGAAAACAAAGUCUUGAAGUUAUAUGUCUCCUUUUCGCCUACAAGGUCAAGUACCCUUCCACGUUUUUUAUACUUCGCGGUAACCACGAGUGUCAAGCUAUCUCUCGGAUUUACGGAUUUUUUGAUGAGUGUAAGCGGCGUUACAAUGUUAAACUUUGGAGACAAUUCCUCGAUGUUUUCAACUGCCUUCCAGUAGCGGCAAUCAUAGAACAGCAAAUUUUCUGCUGCCAUGGGGGUAUAUCACCCGAAUUUCUCAAACAAGAAAUUCGUGCAAUAGCAAGACCAACUGAUGUUCCUGAAGAAGGGAUCCUAUGUGAUCUUCUGUGGGCAGACCCUCUGAAUCCUGAUAUGCUUGAUCCUGAUACUGGAUUCGGACCAAACGAACGUGGCGUUUCAUAUGUUUUCAGUCCUGAGGUUGUCGAUCGAUUUUUGACCAGGUUUGGACUAGAUUUGGUGGUUAGAGCUCAUCAGGUUGUAGAAGAUGGAUUUGAAUUUUUCGCAAAUCGGUCCUUCGUGACUAUUUUUUCAGCGCCAAAUUAUUGUGGCGAAUUUGAUAAUGCCGGAGGCAUAUUUUGCUUGAAGAAAAAUGUUUCUAAUAAACCGAAUUCUAAAGAGGCUGAGGUUGAUCUGGAAGGUAGCUUUAUGAUCCUCUAUCCCGAAUAUCCUAGAAAAUCUACAUUUACUAUUCGAAAAGGCAGCCCGAAUAGAAAGUAA
Molecule: messenger RNA, 1041 nt
Organism: Rodentolepis nana
Lineage: Eukaryota; Metazoa; Platyhelminthes; Cestoda; Cyclophyllidea; Hymenolepididae
Source: the annotation of a GenBank genome assembly